Molecule: messenger RNA, 1079 nt
Organism: Miniopterus natalensis
Lineage: Eukaryota; Metazoa; Chordata; Mammalia; Chiroptera; Miniopteridae
Source: RefSeq, a predicted model, not a curated record
CAGCGAGGAGCCUUCCCUCCGGAUCCUCCAAGAUGGAGCCCCUGGCGGCUCAGCCUCUGAGAUGCUCGGGGCCCCGGGCGAGGCUGUUCGCGGUCCUGCUGUCGAUGGCGCUGUGCACGGGGACCCUGUUCCUCCUGCAGCUGAAGUUCCUGAAGCCCAAAGUCAGCAGCUUCUACACCUUUGAAGUGAAAGAUGCCAAAGGCAGGCCCGUUUCUCUGGAAAAGUUUAGAGGCAAAGAGGUCACCCUAGUUGCCAACGUGGCCAGUGACUGCCAGCUCACGGACAGCAACUACUUAGCGCUGCAGGAGCUGCACCGGGAGUUCGGGCCCUUCCACUUCAGCGUCCUGGCCUUUCCCUGCAACCAGUUCGGGGAGUCGGAGCCCCGCCCCAGCAGGGAGGUGGUCUCCUUCGCGAGAAACAGCUACGGAGCCACGUUCCCCAUCUUCCACAAGAUCAAGGUCCUGGGCCCUGAAGCAGAGCCUGCGUUCAGAUUUCUUGUUGAUUCUUCAAAGAAAGAACCAAGAUGGAAUUUUUGGAAAUAUCUGGUCAACCCCGAGGGUCAAGUUGUGAAGACCUGGAGGCCAGAGGAGCCCAUUGAAGUCAUCCGGCCUGAGAUCGCAGAUCUGAUUAGACAAAUGAUCAUUAAGAAAAGAGAGGAUCUAUGACAAUCCCACCAAGCCAUUCAAAGGCAAUAGUCAGAAUGCAGAAAUGUCUCCCCUCUGGUUGGCCUCAUUUUAAAUACUCUGACAAAUGUGGCUCUGAAGGAUGGUUUUUUUAAAUGUUAUCUUACUAGGGAGUGGUAACGAAUGCCCCCACAACAGAAAUGUUGCCCGAAGAAUCAGCGUGAAAUACACUAAAAACUUCAUUUGGCCACACUAAAUAAUUUAGGAUACAGUCACACUGUACUUGAAUACCCCCCUGUCCACUUGACAUUUUCUAGGAUCACACUUGAUGGAAAUGCCAACGCACUAGACCACUGAGUUCAUCCUUGUGUGUGAUGGAAAUUUCUGGAGUAACUAGCUGUAAAUGACUAUUUUAUGUAAUAAAACACAAAAUAAACAUUGUAAAAUGUAUAUACA